Messenger RNA from Chanos chanos (milkfish), 2379 nucleotides. RefSeq names its product periostin, osteoblast specific factor b (gene postnb). The transcript has 22 exons. Lineage: Eukaryota; Metazoa; Chordata; Actinopteri; Gonorynchiformes; Chanidae. Gene Ontology annotation, biological process: cell adhesion; extracellular matrix organization. The record is from RefSeq and is a predicted model, not a curated record. The coding region runs from base 1 to 2379 and encodes 792 amino acids. Gene Ontology annotation, molecular function: cell adhesion molecule binding. Gene Ontology annotation, cellular component: extracellular matrix.
AUGAAGCUCCUGUUUGCAGCUGCUUUUGCACUGUUUGUGCUGUCUGCUUUUGACCGGGCAGACGCAUCUGCCUACGACAAAAUAGUGGCCCACAGCCGAAUCCGGGCAAAGAAAGAAGGACCUAAUGUGUGUGCUCUCCAGCAAGUCUUGGGAUCCAAGAAGAAAUACUUCAGCACUUGUCGUAAUUGGUACCAAGGCGCCAUCUGUGGAAAAAAAGCGACUGUCCUGUAUGAGUGUUGCCCUGGAUACAUGAAGAUGGAGGGCAUGCGUGGGUGCCCUGCAGUUGCUCCCAUUGACCACGUAUAUGGUACUCUUGGACUGGUCAUGGCGACGGUAACACAGGAAUACUCUGCCUUGUCGAAGCUGAGAGAAGAGAUAGAAGGAUCCGGAUCUUAUACCUUUUUUGCCCCUAGUAAUGAUGCCUGGGAUCUCCUGGAUCCGGAGGUGAGGAAUGCACUGGUGAGCAAUGUUAACAUUGAGUUGUACAAUGCUCUGCACUACCAUAUGGCCAACAGACGUCUCCUAACCAAAGACCUGAAGAACGGAGUGACCAUCAAAUCAAUGUACAAUGAUUUGGAGCUACUCAUCAACCAUUACUCCAAUGGGAUUGUCACAGUCAACUGUGCCAGGAUCAUACACGGUAACCAGGUAGCCACCAAUGGUGUUGUGCACGUUAUCGACCGGGUCAUCACUGCUGUGGGCAACACCAUUCAGGAUGUGAUUGAAGUCGAGGAUGAGCUCAGCUCUCUCAGUACUGCUGUUCUGGCCUCUGGUCUAAUGGAGAAGCUUGGGCAGCCAGGCCACUACACUCUGUUUGCCCCCACCAACAGAGCCUUUGAGAAGCUGGACAGGGAUGUUCUGGAAAGAAUUAUGAAUGACAAGGCAGUCCUCCAAGCCCUGCUGAAGUACCACCUGCUGGACUCUGUGCAGUGCUCUGAGGCCAUCAUGUCCGGAGCAUCCUACGAAACACUAGAAGGCCACAACAUCGAGAUUGGCUGCGAUGGAGACAGCCUGACUGUGAAUGGCAUUAAGAUGGUGUUGAGGAAAGACAUCGUGACCACCAACGGUGUCAUCCACCUCAUUGACCAAGUGCUUCUGCCUGACUCUGCUAAGCAGGUGAUGGAACUGAUUGGGCCAUCCCAGGCUACAUUCAAAGACAUGGUGUCCGAACUGGGCCUGGCUGAGGCAAUGAGCGCUGGUGUGGAGUACACACUUCUUGCCCCUAAUGAUGUAGUUUUCACUGAGGAAGUGAUGUCCAUGGACCAGAGCAUCCUCAGACUCAUCUUGGAGAACCACAUUCUGAAGGAGAAGAUCGUGCUGAGUCAGCUGUACAACGGCCAGCGUCUGGAGACUAUUGGAGGAAAGCUCCUCAGGGUUUUCAUCUAUCGCACGGCUGUUUGCAUUGAGAAUGCCUGUCUGGUCAGAGGCAGUAAGGAGGGCAGCAAUGGUGCCCUUCAUCUUCUGAAAAUGCUGAUCAAACCAGCAGAUUCCACCAUGUUCCAGUUACUCACAGAAAAUGGAAAUUUCAGGAUAUUUUUGUCACUGAUGGAGGCAGCAGGGUUGACUGACCUACUGAAACAGGAAGGAGACUUCACCCUUUUCGCGCCCACCAAUGACGCAUUUGCAGGCCUCAGUGAGAGAGACCUUUCAUUGCUGAAGAGUGACAUUAAUGCUCUCCGUGCCAUCCUCCUGUACCACUUCAGUAAUGGUGUGUUCAUUGGUGGUGGCUUGGAAACGGGAGUCACCAACCUUCUGAAGACUCUCCAGGGCAAUAAUCUCAGAGUUCUAUACGUUAACCAGAGCAUGCAGGUCAACACUGUUAAGGUUCCUGAGUCUGACAUCAUGGCCUCUAAUGGAGUGAUCCAUUUUGUCAGAACGCUUCUCUACCCUGAGGAGCUGCCUGUUGGAAGCCAGGAUCUGCUGGCGGUGCUUAGAAGGCUCAUCAGAUCCAUUCAAAUCAAGUAUGUGGCGGGAUACAGAUAUGAAGAAAUCCCUCUAACAUUCAUGAAGCGGAUCAUUACUCGUGUGAUUGAAGAAGCCCCUGAUGUUACCAAAAUCACUCGAGUCAUCCAAGGACAACCCAAAUUCACAAAGGUCACAAGGGUUAUUGAGGGUGAUCCGGAAAUCACAAAGGUUACCAGAGUUAUUGAAACUGACCCCCAGGUCACGAAAAUCACAAGAGUAAUCUCAGGUCCACAGUAUUCAGUUAGCAGUGGCUCCUCCACUGUGGACUUAGGCCCAGAGUACUCAGAGAUCUCCACCAUCGAGGGGAACACCCAGUUUAUUGACUCAGACUCUGAAAGAAUUACCAAAAUGAUUCAAGGAGGAAGACGAGUACCUGGCAGAAGAAUCCCAGCUGGAUACAGGAGAAGACAGUGA